CUCCGUGUCAUGAUUGUCGGCGACAGUAUCACUCACGGUGGCGAAGCCGAUUACACAUGGCGAUAUCACAUUUGGAAAUGGUUCCAAACAACCGGUCUGAAGCCUGAAUUCGUUGGACCAUUCGUUGGCACUCAAGAAAGUGAUCCUGCUAAACCGCCACAACCGCCAGGCAUUCCUGGAGAGCCGUUACCAGGCGAUUUCGGUCCACGCACUAAAGGUGGAUAUGCUCUCGGAUGCGAAGAUGAGUUCACUGGCGGGAAAGGACCAGGUCAGAUUGGGGAGCACGGCGAGUGUCGCCACUACUCCAUGUGGGGACGACAGGCAGCUCAAGCGAAAGGCUCAAUCCGAGAACAAGUCGAGAAGUACCAACCAAAUCUCAUCUUGUCCUUACUUGGCUUCAACGACAUCGGUUGGUGGGUAAGUGAUGCCAACGGUACCAUCGAGAGCAUGCAGGAAUUCGUAGCCGAAGCUCGAAAAGGCAAUCCAAGAGUGCAUUUCGUGCUCGGUAAUAUAGUCGAACGAAGCUUCAUGGAUGGCCGACAGGACUUGGUUGACAACACUCUGAAGUUCAACAAGAUGCUUAAGGAGAAAUGUCCUGAAUGGUCCACUUCGGAGAGUCUGGUAGCAUACGCCGAUAUCGCUGCGAAUUACUCAUGUGGCCCACACGUACCUGAUCUAGCAUCUUAUGAUGGAUUACAUCCCAACGCUCGCGGCGACAUCGAAAUCGCCUAUGGCUUUUCGGCAACGCUGCAUGAAUUCUACAAGCUUGGUUCCGCGCCGAUGAAGCUCCCAAAGGAGGACGAAAUUCCGAAACGUGCUCUCUCGCCACCCACCGAAAUCAUCGCAUCUGGAGCCCCGAUGGGUGUCAAAGUCGUGUGGAAACCAGUCUAUGGCGGCCAAUAUAACGUGCGUAGCCGAGUCAAGAACAGUGGUCAAGACUGGGGAGAAGGUAACGCCAUGGGGCCACGCUUCGACACGACUUUCACCGCCCCCGGCGUUGAAUGGGAAUAUGAGGUUCGCACUAUUCACGGGAACAACAAAGGACCUUGGUCAAAGCCGCCGGUAUCUGCCAUCUCGACGCGCUCCACUGCGCCUCCGCCCACAAAAAUCAAAGCCUGGCCCGAGAAAGAAGGAUUCAGGUUGAGUUUCCACCCUCCCGGGCCAAGGAGCGACAAGUCACAAUGGAAAGUCGACCGCUAUGAGGUACGAUACCACGAUCACGACUGGCCCGGCGCUUUCAUCUGUGCGUACGGCGCAAGAGGUCCGACAGAAGCCGUCUUUGACAACAUGCGAGAGAGCGUCGGCCAUCGUCAUCAGAUGUGGAUGGCUACGUGGACCGAUCCGGAGGGUGGAGGAGAACAUCGCGAAUGCCGACCUGUGAUUGUGGGA
Messenger RNA from Dissoconium aciculare CBS 342.82, 1389 nucleotides. RefSeq names its product carbohydrate esterase family 3 protein. Gene Ontology annotation, molecular function: phosphatidylcholine lysophospholipase A1 activity. The transcript has a single exon. The record is from RefSeq and is a predicted model, not a curated record. NCBI's taxonomy places the organism in Eukaryota, Fungi, Ascomycota, Dothideomycetes, Mycosphaerellales, Dissoconiaceae. The annotation marks the transcript as partial.